GGGGUACUAGGGUUCUUCUUAAAUUAUUAUGGACCGCUCCAGAAGCCCCAUAACAAUUUUACCCCUCUCGCCCCCUCCCCAAAAAGCUGCAAGCGAUCUGUGCGUGGAGCUUCAAACAUCCUGCGUUCCCUUCAAAAUUUGCGUGCGGUAUUAUACCUGUUUCCGAGUCAGCUUUCAAGGUUAAUUCGUUUAACAUCAUGGAACCUGACCAUUCGCCAACCGACAGUGGCUAUCUAAUUGAUAAAGAACAAAGCAUACGAUACUGGGAAGAUGCCAACGCUGAUGAUGACGGCAUGCUCGGCGGAGUUUCCUCAGUGGCCGGAUUUUCGAGCACAUCAAAAGUCGAUAUACAAGGUUCACGGGGUUUCUUGGCAAAACUUGGGAUCGGUAGGGCAAGCAAUAGACGUACCGUUGAAUGCGCAUUGGAGGGCGGUGCAGGAAUCGGUAGAGUAACGGGCGGACUUCUCAGUACUCUGGCUUCACAUAUCGACAUAAUCGAACCUGUAGCCAAAUUCAACACCAAAUUGCGAGAAAACGCUUGCGUACGACAGAUCUUCAACGUCGGCCUAGAGGAAUGGUUGCCUGCCGAUGGCGUACUAUAUGAUCUGGUCUGGAUUCAGUGGUGCGUUGGUUAUCUAACAGAUGAGCACCUGGUGGGGUUUUUGAUGCGAUGCCAGCAAGCGUUGAGACCGGAGAACGGCGUCAUUGUUAUGAAGGAAAACAUAAGUACGAGCGACGCCGAUUAUUUCGACGACACUGACAAUAGCUUGACAAGGGAAGAUAGCAAGUUCCGAAACAUAUUCUGUCAAGCUGGCUUGCGAAUUAUAAGAACUGAACUCCAAAGGGGUUUGUCUGCUGGUUCGCCUAGGAAGCUGUUGCCUGUCCGGAUGUAUGCGCUGAAGCCCCGCUUAUGUUAAAUGUAAUGAAUAAAUACUUUCUAAGCAAA
Pyricularia grisea is the source of this 946-nucleotide messenger RNA. RefSeq lists its product as uncharacterized. Gene Ontology annotation, molecular function: N-terminal protein N-methyltransferase activity. Gene Ontology annotation, biological process: N-terminal protein amino acid methylation. Gene Ontology annotation, cellular component: cytoplasm. The coding region runs from base 198 to 917 and encodes 239 amino acids. Lineage: Eukaryota; Fungi; Ascomycota; Sordariomycetes; Magnaporthales; Pyriculariaceae. The transcript is spliced from 3 exons. The record is from RefSeq and is a predicted model, not a curated record.